UUACCAGCAGGAGAAGUCGAAAUGUCACUUGUCACUAAAAUGCCACCUGCAGACCAAUGGCAUGUGCAAUUAGCACCACCCCCACCAAAUGAGGUGAGGUCUUAAGACAAGGAUAGGAAGCAGUAAGCAAGCUAGGCUUUCACAUUGGCUAAAGAUAGACUUUACUGUGGCUUAGAGUGGCUCUGCCCUGGAGAAAUGUGACCCCCUUACAUGGAUUGCUGGCUUCCUAAGAGUCCCCUCGCCUCCCAGGCUUUGGGAUUGGGGCAGUAGGUUGUGUUUUAUGAUGCCAAGCAGAAACAAAAUGAAGGUGUCUGCUCCUUCGGGAAGACCUGAGCAGCUCUGGGGAGCUGCUGCAAGUUCUCGGAUAUGAAUGCUGUGGCUUGGAGGCUCAGCAACCAUGUGGCAGAUAUAACACUGGCACCUGUGUGCUGGGACAAACAACUUGGCUGAUCCAGCUGUGGGUGAGCCCAUCAGCUCCCUGUGGCAGCAGGAAUUUCUCUGCAAAGGAGAAGGCAGCACAUGUGGUAUUUCCCAAGCCUGUUGGGCUGUGCCACGUUUGCUUACACGCAGCUUUAUAAAGAGCAGGUACAGAAGCUUUCUCUGUUCUUUCCCACGGUUUGGUUCAUUCUCUCUCCUCCAUGUAGCCUUGGCUAUGGCUGGCCUGAAUGUCUCCAUUGCUUUUUUUUUCCUGGUUUUUGGGGUGUGCCAGGCACUCAGGCAGCUUUCCAAGAGGCUUUUGUCUCCUGGAGCAUACAGCUGCCUUGCCAGAGAACUUGCUGGCUCGUUACAGUUGUGCAUGAGCUGCCUUGAACUGAGGAUGCUGAUGGAGAUCGGCCUGUGGGGUGGUGGCUUUGGCCCAGAUGUGGUUCUGACUCUGCUUUUCCUCCUUUUCGCAGUUCACGGUGCCUCUUUUGAUGGAGCAUCUGCCAACCCGACCAUCUCUGUCCAGGAGUUCCUGCUCCUUGAGUCCAGCCUUGCAGCAACUGCUGCCAAGCUGCUGGCCCAAGGUGCGGGCAUGGUCAUGGGCUGGGCUCUCACUAAGCUCUACUGGUCGUGGGAACUGACGCAUUUCCACUUCAUCCAGAACCUGAUAGCAUCAGAGUGCAGCUCCUCCAUCCACACAGCUCUGUACCAUGCUGCCUUUGUGGAAGGCACCUGCGCUUUCUUUUUCCACCUUGUUCUUCUCAAGCUGUGCCAGAGUCACCUGAUGUACCAGGUCCCUGCCCUGGCAGCAACUGUCACCUUCCUGACCUACACAGCUGGACCAUUCACGGGGGCCUUCUUCAACCCUGCCCUGGCCACAGCCACCACCUUCCACUGCUCAGGGAGCACCUUUUGGGACUACAUCCAGGUUUACUGGCUGGGGCCCCUCACAGGGAUGCUCGCUGCACUCAUUCUGCACCAAGGCAACAUCCCACGAUUCUUCCAGAAAAACCUCCUUUACAGGCAGAAGAGCAAAUAUAAGAUACCCAAGGCAAGGGUGGCGGCUCAUGUGGAGGGUGAUGAACGGCGACAGAAGAGGGAAGGGGAGAAGAGCAACUCUGAGCCUUGUGCCUGAGCCACAGACAGGGGCUCGAGGAGGUCCCUGCAGCCCCUCUCCCGAGAGUGGGUUUCUUGGUGUGGAGGAUUUUGCUGCUUAUCUCACCCAGCAUUUGUCCUGCCCGUUUGGUCCCUACCGCAGGAUGAGAUUUUUAUUUUUUUUUAACACAUUGCAAGCUGGUCUUGCAAGAUGUCUGAAUCCCUGAGCUCCUUUGGGAAUAGCUUUGAAAGUCUCCUGGGAGAGCCCAAAAUGUUUCAAGCCUUCAUCAGUGGCUCAGUGUGGGGAAAAAAAACUAAUGCUUUUGCAUAAAUUGCUGGUCAUCUUAUAUUGCCAGGAAACUUACAGAAAGUCAGGACCAUUAUGUGGGUAGGCUUGAGCAACUCCCAGGUUAUUGCAUUGUACAACACUUGAAAUAGUCUGACUGGGUCUCUUACAGCCAUAAAAGCAAAGCAUAAACCAGUAACUGCCUUGUAAACUUAAGGUGAGGAGGAAGCAGGGUUUGAUCUUUUGGGUCACUAAACAGAUAUUUGUCAAAAAUUGGUGUUCUUUGAGUUAAACUGAGGUCGUUGAAUUGCACGGGCUGAACCUGGCAGUUCUUGGAGAGGAAAUUAAAAUUCUCAAGGGAAAGGGAGUUCACUGGCCACAGAAGACCCUGCUGCUCUGUGAAUGCGGUGCUGAGCCUGAGUUUCGUGUGCUGUGAGGCAUCAAUAAACACUGCACAAAGUGUUUGUGGGUAAAAACGAGACCCAGGCAGCUGGUAUGCAGCUGGUGUGGGCGAGGAAGUGAAUCCCAGGGCCCCUCUCUGUGUCUACAUGAAAUAUUCUCAAAGAUAAAAUUACAG
Molecule: messenger RNA, 2381 nt
Organism: Athene cunicularia (burrowing owl)
Lineage: Eukaryota; Metazoa; Chordata; Aves; Strigiformes; Strigidae
Product: aquaporin-12-like
Exons: 3
Coding region: 653-1558 (301 amino acids)
Biological process (GO): transmembrane transport
Cellular component (GO): cytoplasm; membrane
Molecular function (GO): channel activity
Source: RefSeq, a predicted model, not a curated record